Molecule: messenger RNA, 3431 nt
Organism: Danio rerio (zebrafish)
Lineage: Eukaryota; Metazoa; Chordata; Actinopteri; Cypriniformes; Danionidae
Gene: dzip1l
Product: DAZ interacting zinc finger protein 1-like
Biological process (GO): cilium assembly
Cellular component (GO): centriole
Source: RefSeq, marked validated
GUUUAUAUGUAAACUCAGACUAAAGUACAUCAGACACUAUAACGCUUAUUCAUAUCAGAGCGAGAUGAACCCUUACCCAGCACAUUUACAGCCUCUGUUCAGGAAUCACCAUCUCUGUUCAUCUCUCUGUCACAAACCAUUGGUCAUGUUGGGCCAGUUUUCACCCGGAGAGCCCUACACCACAUCUCUGUCAAGCACGCAGCCCUGGAGCCCAGCAAACCAGUUACAGCUCUUCCGCUUCCGCUCACGCACCGAGCCUAUAGACUGGAGGCGUCUCUCCACCCUUGAUGUGGACCGUGUUGCUCGAGACAUGGACGUCAGCGUGCUUCAGGACUUCAUUAUGACCGUAACAUUCUGUGCAUUGGAGGGUGAGCGGUGUCCAAACUGCCGUGGGCCUGUUGACCCUUCUUUGGUCAAACUGCUCCGUAUGUCACAGUUGAGCACAGAGUACCUGCUGCAAUGCCAGGAUUUCCUGAGCACUCAGCUGGCAGAACUAGAGGAGCGUCUGCAGGCUGCAACUUCUCUGGUCCAGCAAGGAGAAGGACAAAGGGCUGAACUUGAAAAAAGUCUGCAAGAAACCAAGCAGGAGAAUCGACGGAGAAAGCAACUGAUUGCCACACAACAGCUUCUCCUACAGGCUAGUGCUAAUAAUUAUCACAAGUGCCAGUUCUGUGAAAAGUCAUUUGUCAAUUACUCAUACUUACAAGCACAUGUUCAGCGCCGGCAUCCUGAGGUCACAGAUGCAGAGAAACAGAAGAAGAGGAAGGUGGAAGAGAUGGAGGAUGGGAUAGAAGAGCUGAAGGAGAAACUGAGGCUGACACAGAUGCAGCUACAGGAAGAGCAACACGCAGACAAUUUAAGGCGACAGCAGGAACAAGAGCAGCAGCGAAGGAGAGAACAGUCAGAGAAGGAAGCACUGGAAAGAUGGAAAGAAGAUGAGAGAAGGAAGUUUAAUCAGGAAAUUGCUGAUCUGAGACAACUGUUUCUCCAGGAGUCUAAAGAAAUGGCAAGCAAGAGCUCAUCUAUUGAGGCUAAACUGCUGGUGUUACAGAACAAAGAAAUGGCUGGAUUCAACAAUGCAAGUUUACAACAAGACAGUGACCCUGAGAAAGAAAUGAGAGAAAACAGAGAGAGAGAGUUGAGAGAGAGAAUAGCCAGAAAGAAAAGUGAAUGGAGAAGAAAAUUUCAGGAAGCACAGAAAAGACAUCAGCAGGAAAACAAAGAGCUAAAAAGUGAAAACUCCAGGCUUCUAAAGGCCUUGUCUGUAGAAAAAAACUCCACUUCCAGUGUGCAGAAGCUUCAGCAGCAGGUCGUCUCUCUGUCCUCUCAGCUGAGUCAGAAGGACAGACUCAUCAAAUCCCAGGAGGAGAAGAUUAAAAAACUAUCAGCCACCCCAGUCCCAGUUUCAGUUGUUUCACUGAAUGACCAGGAUUCUUCAGAGGAGCCAGUGGAACAAGACAGAGAUAGUCAGGAAGAUUCAGAUGAACCCCAGUGGAAGGCUCCAAAGAUACGUAAAGGAAAGCCUGCGCUGAUGAGAGAAUCUAAACCCAUUCUAGAAGAAUCACUGGAGCAAAAACUGGAGAAUAUGGGACUGCGAAAGGGUACCAAGGGCAUCUCAAAACAAACUUUUAAGAGUUUGAGUUCUCUGUUGGCUGGUCAGCGGCUGCAGAAAUUCAGACAGCAGACAAACCUUCAGAGUCUUCGAGACAGCCUGACACUAGAGGUCACCAGACGAGUCAAAAGCCUACAGAAGAGCUCGGGGAAACCAACACCCAACACUUUGAAACAGAGGGGGAAGAAAACUUCAACCCCAUUGAAUGAAAAAAGCCUUAGAUCCAGGCAGGACUCAAAGGCGUCCGAUCGGAGGGAGAAAAGCCAGCAGCCACAAACACUUCUUCCAACACCAACCCCACGGUCCAAAGCACCACCUCCAAAUCAAACUCCAAAAAUUCUUGCAAAAAAGAACAGCACACCACCUUUCAGUUCUGAUGAAGAGUCAGUUGAGGACACUGCUUAUAUUACCAGCUCAAGGGGAAAUUUGUCCUCUUCUGUGCGUGUUGUUCAAUCAGGAUCACUGCUGAACCCUACAACCGAGCCUGAUUGGACAGACAGUGAGCUGUCAGAAGAUUUAGACUUACCAAAAAUCUACAAAACGCGCAAUCCUCAAGGUUCUGUUGUACAAACACUGACAAGAAGUUUGGAAAGACAGCUAAGCACACCACUCAAAACUCCUGUGGGUGGGACUAGAGUUUUGCCACCAUCCAGCACAACUCCUCGCCCUGCUAUUGUGAAACAGCAAGCGCUUUCUGAUGAAGAGAGUAAUUCAGAGCUGUCAUCUAUAGAAGAGCUCACAGGCCGCCGGGCAGGAGGACACAAAAGUUUAGAAGUCGAUAGGACAUCAGGGACCAGUGCAUGGAGUUCUAUGACAAGCAGACAAGGAUUAUGGUGAAGUGUGUGGUGUAGCUUUUGAAAUAAAUUCAAGUUUUCACUCUGAACCCAAAUCUUCUAGCAGACUUAAGAAUUUACAAAUGCAAUUACGAAAGAUCAAUAAUUGUUAAGGGCUUUUGCAGGCUAUUGAAUACAUGUGUACCUGCAAAUUGUAGUCAAACAUCAGUUAUUACUUGUUUUUGUGCUAUUGUGAAAGCUUUAGGUGUUAGUGUUUAUGUUAGUGCCAAACAUAGUCCAGGAUACAGUUAUUGUUUUGCGAAUAUUUGUGAAGAAGUUAGUACAAAUUUAGAAUGAAUCACUGGGUUUGUGGGUUAAUGAUAUUUAAAAGGUAAUUCAAAUUUGAUAUAAAUCUGAUUCUAAUACUACAUAGCUUUUAUCAACCAUGAAUUAUGAGAAAAAACGUGUGGCUAUAAAUAUAAAGCUGCUGUGUAUCAGUUGUGACUUUACAUUUAAAACACUGAAGUAAAAUGUGGACAAAAAGUACUUAAAUAUAAAAGGAUUUUUGCUUUACUUUUGAAUGUGCUACACACAAAAGACCUGUGAUUUUACACAAUCAGUUUUGGUAACAGAUUUGUGCACUUUCUUAUUUUUUGUUCUUGAUCAUCUACUUGCUACUAAAAUAUUUAAAGUCUCAUUCAUGAUAAUUGUAAAGGUAACCAUAACAAUAACUAUAUUAUCUCAGUAUAAGCAUGCUACAUUAUUAUAUUGCAUGUCUGCUGCUUUAAAUACUCAAGCUCUUAAAAAAAACAUUAUUUAUUAAAUGCCCCCUCCUUUUUUGUUUUGGAAUAUUAUCUUUUAUUGUGUAAUGUCAGUGUUUAUGAAGGUAAAAUGUCUGCAAAGCCUUAAAGAUAAACUUGGAUUAAAAAUAAUGGAAAUAAUUUAAUUGACUGUUGAAAUGAGUCAUCAGCAUUUCUUUUAGUUUAACUUCUGUAACUGAUCUAAUUGUAUAUGUAACACAUUUGCAUAAAGCCCUAAAUCUAUUA